AUGAACCCGUAUCAAGCGCCCGGCGGUCAACAUCCGCAACACCCACCGCAGCCGCAGCGCUCACUGCAGCAUGCCCCGCUGCAAUACCAUCAUAGCAAUCCGCCGCCGCCUGCCCACGUCCACCAUUUACACCAGCAUCAUGCGCAUCCGGCUAUGCCGCACCAGGGCUUCUACCAGGACCCAAAUGCUACCCAAAUGCCUCGCCCUCCUCCCAUUCAGGGUAUGAGAGACCAUGCGCUUGAGCCCGCUCGGGCGGAGAAUGGCAGUGGCCCACUCGCCGCUCCGGGCACUCAGACUCCGGGCAAUGCCGCGGAUCAUGAACGGCCGCCGCCACAGCACCCGUCUCCUCGGGAUAUCUCUAAGUCAGAUGGAACCUGGACAUACAAACUCAUAUGCGAACAGCAGCCACAACGCGCCAGGAUGUGCGGCUUUGGCGAUAAGGAUCGCAGACCUAUUACGCCUCCUCCCUGCAUCAGGCUAAUAGUCAUUGAUGAUCAGACGAAGAGAGAGGUUGACGUGAACCAAAUUGAACAUCAGAUGAUGAUUUUGUCCGUGGAUCUCUGGAAUGCCGAAGGCACCAGUGAAUGCAACCUCGCCAAGCCGUCACCAAACUCACCGUCUACGACGGGUUCCAUGUCCACAUAUUCGUACAGAGACUUGGACAAAAAUGCUUUGGUCUAUGGUAUGGCCGAACAGCCUCACACACACGCCUACCCAUCACAACAAUACGAUGGAUUUGCCCCAGCUGGCUAUGCCGAUUACCGGUCGCAUGCAAUGCCUCAUGCCUUACCUCACAUGGUCGCGUCUCAUCAACCUGCUGCACAUGCACCCUAUGCAGCACGGUAUCCCCAGCAGAUUAGUCAAGGCCUCGGUCAGCAGCAGGACAUGGUUGCGGGACGUAACAACUCUGUAGGCGGUCAGCAGCCUAACGGAAUGUAUAGUCGCAACCUGAUUGGGAGUCUCGUGUCAAGUGGAAAUAGACUUGACGAUGUCGACGGCAAAGUUGGUGUUUGGUUCGUUUUGCAAGACUUGAGUGUGAGAACGGAAGGCUGGUUCAGGCUGCGCUUUUCUUUUUCCUGUGUCGGUGUGCCAAACACUCAAGGCAACCAGCAGACCAGUGAUCCUCUGAAGGUCAACACGGGCAGGGUACCAAUCCUUGCAGUGACUUACAGUGCGCCUUUCCAGGUUUACUCUGCAAAGAAAUUCCCUGGAGUCUGUGAAAGUACACCACUGAGCAAAUGCUUUGCCAACCAAGGGAUUAAGAUACCUAUCCGUAAGGAGGGACAGGACAACCGCCGCGCCAGGGGUGACGAUGACGACGACGAUUAG
Pestalotiopsis fici W106-1 is the source of this 1329-nucleotide messenger RNA. RefSeq lists its product as uncharacterized. The record is from RefSeq and is a predicted model, not a curated record. The coding region runs from base 1 to 1329 and encodes 442 amino acids. The transcript is spliced from 5 exons. Lineage: Eukaryota; Fungi; Ascomycota; Sordariomycetes; Amphisphaeriales; Sporocadaceae.